Aspergillus mulundensis is the source of this 2037-nucleotide messenger RNA. Its product is annotated as putative C6 transcription factor (Gal4). Gene Ontology annotation, molecular function: RNA polymerase II cis-regulatory region sequence-specific DNA binding; DNA-binding transcription factor activity, RNA polymerase II-specific; zinc ion binding. The transcript is spliced from 6 exons. Gene Ontology annotation, cellular component: nucleus. The coding region runs from base 1 to 2037 and encodes 678 amino acids. The record is from RefSeq and is a predicted model, not a curated record. Gene Ontology annotation, biological process: DNA-templated transcription; positive regulation of transcription from RNA polymerase II promoter by galactose. Lineage: Eukaryota; Fungi; Ascomycota; Eurotiomycetes; Eurotiales; Aspergillaceae.
AUGGCUAGCACUCGCGAUUCCCAUUCUUAUGCAUGUGAUGAAUGUCGUCUACGGAAAUCCAGGUGCUCUAAAGAGAAACCUACUUGCGCUCAGUGCAAGCAGCUGGACAAAGAAUGCAAAUAUAGCCCAAAGAUAUCCAGAAGCCCUCUGACGCGGCAACACUUGACCUAUGUGGAAGACCGCUUGCAGGCAUUCGAGUCAGCCUUAGGGCGGCUCUUCCCUGGAGGUGAUUUAGAUGCCACUGUCCGCUCUUUAUUACAUGAUCAAGAUCCCCUUUCGAAGGAGCGAUCUUCCUCAAAGUCUUCUUCCAGACACUCAACUCCCGCCAAGACUGAAGCAGACCGGCAUGAGCCAGCGCCAGAAGCCUUACCCCAGCAAGCCGACGGGUUUGACUGGGCGGAGAAUAGAAUCACUCUUGGAGAUCUGACAGACGGGAUGGCAGCUUUGUCAAUCAAGCCAGAGGGCGCCGGUUACUUUGGGGCGUCUUCAAGCGUUGUGCCGCUACGGGCUUUGCUGAAGCAUGGCUUCGAUUUAAAUAUCCCACCCGGCUCGUCAAAACAGGCCGAUAACUCGGAUAGAAUUCCGUUGAAGUCACAACUUCUCAAUAUAGCGCCCUCUGGUGUGGUUGAACAAGCGUUCAUGGAUGCAUUCUUUCUCAAUUAUCAUAUGAGCUAUCCUUUCGUACAUGAGGCCACAUUCCGAGCGCAGUUCUACGAACAGCUUCCCCGACCUCACGGACCGGCAUGGCAAAUUCUGCUAAACACAAUCCUCGCUUUAGGAGCUUGGUGUAUUGGCGAUGACAAUUCCGACCUGGAUAUUACCUUUUACCAAGAAGCCAGAAGCAGAUUACAACAAAUGUCUGUUUUUGAGGCCGGCAAUCUCACCUUGGUUCAGGCUUUGCUAUUCUUGAGCAACUACGCACAGAAACGGAACAAGCCAAAUACAGGCUGGAACUUCUUGGGUUUGGCCGUUAGGAUGUCAAUGAGUCUCGGCCUACACAAAGAGUUUCACGGAUGGAAAAUCAGCCUGUUGCAACGUGAGGUUCGCCGGAGAUUAUGGUGGGGAGUAUACAUAUUCGACAGCGGUGCGGCGAAGACCUUUGGUCGUCCUAUCCUUUUACCGGAGGACAGCGUUAUGGACGUGAAACAUGUCCUCAACAUCCAUGACGAGGCUCUCACAACGACAACCACUUCGGUGCCUCCCGAAGUCAACGAACCGACACUGUACACGGGAAUGAUCGCUCAGGCCAAAUUCCACAUAUUGACAAAUAGCGUCUACCAACGUCUUAUUUCCGGUCCCAAUCCAACCCCAGAAGAGACCCUGGCUCUUCAAAAGCCAAUGGAGGAAUGGUAUAAUAGUCUGCCGGACUAUAUAAAGCAUCCCGCUCCCGGUUCAAUGUCAGACAAUUUUGCCCUGGUUCGCAGUCGACUAUUGUGGCGAGAUUGGAAUUUAAGGAUUCUCAUCUACCGUCCCAUCCUGUUAAGGUGGGCUUCCAGACGAUGGACGCCAAACACGCCCACUGAACCAGAAGACCCUUACGAAGCAGAGUGUAGAACGCUUUGCUUCCGAAAUGCAAAGCUAACUAUCUCAUCAAUCACUGAUUUUGUGAACAACUACCCCUGCACCAGAGUUGGCGCUUGGUAUAUGCUAUAUUUCCUCUUCCAGGCAGGUCUGAUCCCAAUCAUCCUCUUGAUGACAGAUCCGACCAGCACAGAAGCGCCAAGCUGGAUUCAGGAGAUUGAAGCAACCAAAGCACUUCUCAUGUACCCCUCCCUGAGCAAUAACAACCUUGCCGGCCGCUGUCUCGACGUGAUCCAUCGACUCUGCGCCCCGGUUUACCCUUCGACCACCGCCAGUGCCGGUGCGCCGGCCCAGCAGCCCCAGCCGAUCUACAUGCCCUUCGCCGACCAACUCUACAACGAUCCCACCUUCGGCAACUUGUUUCCUGACGUCAACCAGGACCUGAACGUCAGUGCGGGAAUGGACUUCUCCGAAUGGGUGAACUUUGCCCCAACGCCGCAUACGGACUUCACCUGA